CGCAGCAAUUCGGGCGAACCGAGACCGCCGACCGUUUACAACAAGUUCAAGUUUGCACGCGUUCGUUUGCUUCGUUUCGUUCGCGAAAUAGUACGAAUAGACAGAAUAUAGACAGAAAGUCGUUAAAAGGCACAAGAGGAACAUAAAAAAAAAAAAAAAUAGUCUUACAUAUAAUCGCGACAACCAACGUUGCCUUCUUGCUGUCAUUUUUGUGCCUUUGUUUCUACUGUGCGUUUCCCCCGCUCUCUCUCUCUGUGUCUCACGCUCUUUCUCUCUCUCUCUCCCUAUCCCGUUUGUUGUUUUUAUCGACGCGUUCGUUCUGUCUACCCUAUCCAGUGCGUGAGUCCGCGCGAGUGUGUGGUGUGCUUGUAUUGUAUGUUAUUCUUGCCAAAAAGCCGACAACCUUCGCCCCCGCAAACAAAAGCUUCAGCGGAUCGAUCAGUCAAGGGACCCACUGACUGCCUUGCCCCCCAAUCAAUGAACCGCCUGAGACGCACCACUGACUGAACCACCCCACCCCGCGCAACGGAAGCAGUGGAAAAUUUUUGGACAUCACUCGAGAAACUAAAGCUGCGACGUCAUCAUCAGCGUUUGUCGCUUUCAGUUGUUGCUGUUGCUUUUUGUUGCGGCCGAGUAAAAGGCUGUUAUCAAACGUUGCACCGAAUGCCGAGACUCCUGGAGCAUCCACAGUGGCCCCAUCAGAUCUCCCACAACAACAGCUCGAUGCCCGAUUACUGCCUGAUCAUCAAAUAAGCAGAGACAUUACCUAAAAAACAAUCCUAAAAUUGGAUUGAUUACACACUUAAACUGACGUAAACGGAAGCAGAACACUCUCCCACACACAAAAUGAGUUUCAGUUCGGCCAGCGGCAGGGAGAACAAUGUUCGCAAAUUGUCAUUCCUGGGUUUCAAUACCAAAAAGAAGUCCGGCGGCAAUGAGGAUCCCGAUGAAGUGCUGUUGGACUCGGAAAUGGACAAGGUCUUUGCCGGCACCAGUGUACGUAAAGAGAAAUUCGAUGUGAAUACCUUUCAGGACAACACGCAACUACCCACUGCAUCCCGCAAGAAGAAUAGCAUUCGCACAAAUGAUCUAAAUAUUGAGGAGGACUCGGAAUACGAGAGCCAAACGGAGCCACUGAAUAAUGCACAAAACUAUGAUGACAUACCAGAGGAUUUCCCAUUAGUUUCUGAGCGUGCCGGACACGGCGAUCACUCGGACAAUUCGGCGGAAGAGAAGCACGUUCAGUUCGGUGGUGCCGCUGGCAAGAAGAAGAUUGUCAUCACACCGCCGAGUCUGAGCUAUGAUGAUCAGCCCACGGACCAAUCCCACGAACGAAAACGCAGAAAAAGCCGCCAUCAGUAUUAUAGACAGCGUAAAUUCUCACAUCAGGACAGCGUGGAAGCCAAAAAGACCAUCGAGGAGAACGGUGAUGCAGGUGCGCGUCGCAUCUCUGUACAGCCUGAGGACACGGCAUUGGAGACAAAUGGCCAAAUGCCGGCUAAACAGGAGGCUGAUCUCAACGAGCUGAGAUCGCAUCGUUCGGACGAUCCGCGUGCCCUGCGGCGUCACAAGAUUCAUCAUUCAUCGAUUAAGCUGCGAGAGCUGCCGCAGAUUACCAUUUCGCCGUUUACCAACAAGAAGCCCGAAGUGGAUCACAGUCCACAUGAGAUCUUUGUGCAAUUGGACGAGCUCACUGGCGUGGGCGAGGAUCGUGAGUGGAAGGAGACUGCGCGCUGGAUCAAAUACGAGGAGGAUGUGGAGGAGGGCUCCGAUCGCUGGGGCAAGCCUCAUGUUGCCUCUCUCUCAUUCCAUUCGCUGCUCAAUUUGCGUCGCUGCCUGGAAACGGGCGUUGUGCUGCUGGACCUCAACGAGAAGGAUUUGCCCGCCGUGGCAUAUCGUGUGGUAGAGCAGAUGGUGAUUGAGGACCUCAUUGACAUUAAUGACAAACCAUCGGUGAUGCGUUCGCUGCUGCUGCGGCAUCGGCAUGUCAACGAGCAUCAGGGCGUGCUGCCAUUUACGAAGCGCAAAUACAACAGCUACACCAGCCUGCAGUUUCUCUGGAUGGGCGCCGAUGCUCAGCAGCAGCAGCAGCCACGUAACCUAGCCAAGGCACGGCGCAGCAUUUGCGUCACCUCCAGUGCCCCACCGGCAGCAGCGGCAGCAGCAGCAGCAGCAGCCACCACGCUUAAUGUGGGCUCGCCCGGGGGCAUUGCAGCGGCCAUCGAUCACCGGCGACACUCAACGAUGUCUUACCUGGGUAACCUGUCGGGCGGCACCGAUGACAAGAAGAUCAAGAUAAUGCCCGCUGCCGAUAUUGGCGGCAGCAAGCGCAGCAAUGAGUUGAAGAUCGAUAUGAAGGAUGACAUGUACUCAUCGUCGCAGGAGGAUCUCAAGAAGCUGCAGAAUGACACCAUCCUGAGGCGCAUACCCGCAGGAGCUGAGGCAACCACUGUGCUGGUCGGUGCCGUUGAGUUCUUGGAUCAGCCCACAAUUGCCUUUGUACGCCUGUCGGAGGGUGUCCUGAUGCCCACGCUGACGGAGGUGCCCGUGCCCGUGAGAUUUAUGUUUGUGCUGCUGGGGCCGCGUAAUUUUGACUUGGACUACCAUGAGGUGGGUCGCUCCAUCUCCACGCUGAUGGCCAACGAGCAUUUCCAUGCCAUUGCGUACAAGGCGGACGAUCGCAAGGAUCUGCUGUCGGCCAUCAAUGAGUUCCUUGACGAUUCGAUUGUGCUGCCGCCCGGCAACUGGGAUCGCCACGAUCUGCUGCCGUUCGAGGAGCUGAAGGCCAAGAAGGAUUGGAUACGGACGCGCAAGAUCAAGGCGCUGCAGGUGAAGCGCGACAGCGAAAUGAUCAAGAUCGGCAAGGACGAGGAGAAGGCGCUGCUCGAGAAGCAAUCGAUGGGCGCCAUUGGCAUGGGACCCGGUGGCGAUGGCGGCGACGGUGGUGGCGGCAGCGGUGACGGCGACGACGAUGACGACGAUGGACGCAAAAAGAAGAAGCCCAAUCCCAUGGAGAAGACCCACCGCCUGUGGGGUGGCCUGCGCAACGAUCUGAAGCGUCGCAUGCCCAUGUACAAGAGCGACAUCCUCGACGGCCUCAACACGGAGACACUGGCGGCCACCAUCUUCAUGUACUUUGCCUGCCUCUCCACGGCCAUCACGUUCGGCGGCUUGGUGUCGGACAAAACGAAGAGCUGGAUCGGCAUCUCGGAGACGCUGAUCUCGUGCUCCUUCGUGGGCAUCGUCUUCCACUGUCUCAGCUGCCAGCCGCUGGUCAUAAUCGGCACCACGGGACCUUUACUGCUGUUCGAUGAGGCGCUGAUGGUGUUCUGCACGCAGAACGACUUUGAUUUCCUUUCGCUGCGCGUCUACGUUGGCAUCUGGCUGAUCAUCAUCGCGCUCUGUGUGUCGGCCUUCGAGGGCAGCGUCUAUGUGCGUUUGCUCACGCGCUUCACACAGGAGAUCUUCUCGGCGCUGAUCACGCUCAUCUACAUUGUGGAGACGGUGAUGAAGUUGGUCUCCAUCUACCAGCAGAAUCCACUGCUCUCCGACUACAACCUGCCGCCGCCGACGCUUGUGGCGCACGACCAAGACUCGGACCUGAAUGGAACUCACUACAACAUGAGCGUCACGCUGCUGAAUGCCACGACCACAGCGGCGCCAAUGGGUGGCUCGAAGCUGCCCACCAAUCAGCCAAAUACCGCACUCUUCUGCACCAUCCUCACGCUGGCCACCUUCGUUGUGGCCUACUACCUGAAGCUCUUCCGCAACUCGCACUUCCUGGGCCGCAAUGCGCGCCGUGCCCUCGGUGACUUUGGUGUGCCCAUCUCCAUUGCCAUAUUCGUGCUGGUCGACUAUCUCGUGCCCUCUGUCUACACGGAGAAGCUGGUGGUGCCCGCGGGCCUCUCGCCCAGCGCCCCGCAGCUGCGCGGCUGGUACAUUGGCUUCAAUGCCACCUCCACGUGGGUGCCCUUCGCCUGUGUGGUGCCCGCGCUGCUCGUCUACAUUCUGAUCUUUAUGGAGUCGCAGAUAUCGGAGCUGAUUGUGGACAAACCCGAGCGUGGGCUGAAGAAGGGCUCCGGCCUGCACUGGGACAUUGUGCUGCUGUGUCUGCUCAACACUUUCUGCGGCCUCUUUGGCAUGCCCUGGCAUUGUGCGGCCACAGUACGCUCCGUGACGCAUGUCUCAUCGGUUACGAUUAUGUCACGCACCCAUGCACCUGGUGAUUCGCCCAGGAUCAUUGAUGUCAAGGAGCAGCGUUUGUCUGGCUUCUUUGUGUGCGUGAUGAUUGGUUUGUCGGUGCUGAUGGCCCCGCUGCUGCGACUCAUACCCAUGGCUGUGCUCUUUGGAGUGUUCCUGUACAUGGGCGUGGCCUCCAUGAGCGGCGUGCAGCUGUUCGAGCGCAUUCGCUUGUACUUUAUGCCCGUGAAGCAUUAUCCACCCACGUCCUAUGUGAAGCGCGUGCGGCCCUGGAAGCUGCAUUUGUUCACCACCAUUCAAGUGCUGUGCCUGGUGCUGCUGUGGUCCGUCAAGUCUUCGAGAUUCUCGCUGGCUUUUCCCUUCUUCCUGAUCAUGAUGGUGCCCAUAAGACAGCGUUUGGUGGCGCUCUACAAGCCAGAGGAAUUGCAAGCGUUGGAUGGCCAGGAGGCCAAGAACGAUGAGGAUCGCGCCAAGGGUUUUCUGGGCUACAAUGGCACCACCUUCAGCACCAAUCUGUUUGCGGAUUAUCGCGAGGAGAAGGGCGUGCAGCAUGACUUUUUCUCGGUGUUUGCCAUCUUCUUUCCGGCUGCCACAGGCAUUCUAGCGGGUGCCAAUAUCUCUGGUGAUCUGAAGGACCCUCAGAAAUCCAUUCCCAAGGGCACCAUCUUGGCCAUUGUCAUAACCACUGCCACGUAUUUGAUUAUGGUGCUGCAGUGCGGUGGUGCAGUGGUGCGUGACGCCACUGGCAACAUUUCGGAUGCGAUCAAUGGCUCCUUUGCGUUUCUCGAUUGUGCAAAUGGUGACUGCAAGUUCGGGCUGCAAAACUCCUUCCAGGUGAUUGAGUUGGUCUCGGGCUUUGGGCCGCUCAUCUAUGCCGGUUGCUUUGCUGCCACAUUGUCCUCGGCGUUGGCCAGCUUGGUCUCGGCUCCCAAAGUGUUUCAGGCACUCUGCAAGGAUGAACUCUAUCCGAAGAUCGUCUGGUUUGCCAAGGGUUUUGGCAAGAACAACGAGCCCGUGCGUGGUUAUGUGUUGACUUUUAUCAUUGCCUCCGCCUUCAUUUUGAUUGGAGAACUCAAUCUGAUUGCGCCGCUCAUUUCGAACUUCUUUUUGGCCGCCUACAUGCUGAUCAACUUUAGCACCUUCCACGCCAGUCUGGCCAAGCCCGUGGGCUGGCGACCAACCUUCAAGUAUUACAACAUGUGGCUGAGUCUGCUGGGCGCCAUACUCUGUGUGGCUGUCAUGUUUCUCAUCUCGUGGGCCACCGCACUUAUCACGUUCUCCGUGGUGCUGGCUUUGUACUUAAUUGUGGCCUAUCGCAAGCCGGACGUCAACUGGGGCUCCACCACGCAGGCGCAGACGUACAAGAAUGCUCUGAUGUCCGUGCAGCAGCUGAACAAUGUCGAGGAGCACGUCAAGAACUAUCGUCCGCAGAUCCUUGUGCUCUCCGGGCUGCCCAACACACGCCCCGUGCUGGUCGAUCUGGCCUACAUGCUGACCAAGAACCUCUCGCUGCUCGUCUGCGGGCAUGUGCUGCGCGGCUCCAGCUCCCAAAAGUAUCGCACAUAUCUGCAGGAACGUGCCGCCAAUUGGUUCCGCAAGCAUCGCGUCAAGGGCUUCUACGCGCUGGUGGACGGUGAGGACUUUGAGGCGGGCACACGCGCCCUCAUGCAGGCCACAGGCAUUGGCAAGCUGAAGCCCAACAUUCUGCUGCUGGGCUACAAGACUGACUGGCAGACGUGCGAGCACAAGGAGCUGGAUCAAUACUUCAAUGUGAUGCACAAGGCCCUGGACAUGUACCUCUCGGUGGCCAUUCUACGCGUGCCCCAGGGACUGGACUGCUCGCAGCUGCUGGGCUCGCAGGAUGGCUGGAAGACGGUGUCGGAAGUGCCGCGCACACUGCAGCCCAACGAGAGCUCUGGGGACCUGCAGGCGGCGGACAGCAGCGCCCGGAAUGGCCUCGGUGGCAGCAUUGACUCGCUCAGCCGCAACGUGUCCGUGUCCCAAGAGGAAGGCAGCGGGAUCGCUGGCCAGGCCCUGCUCCACGCGGAGAACGGCCUGAAGAUGGUCAAAUUGCGCUUUAAGCAGAGUCUGCGUCGUAUGCGCUCCUGGCCCGGUGCAGGUGCAGCCUCGAGCACCAGCGACCUCUCGUUUAUAGCCAGCAAUCAGGCCAAAGAUGUUUCCGGCUCACCAGAUCCACUCGAGGCCAAGACGGCCAAUGCGGUGCCCAACACGCUGCGCAAGUCCAAGCUGAAACACGAUGAUCCAGCUUCGCUCUACAAGGGUCCUGGCGGUGUGGAGCUGCCCAAGGAGAUACUCAGCGACCUCACGCAGUUUACGCGUAAGCGCAGCCAUGCCGUCAUCGAUGUCUGGUGGCUCUACGACGACGGAGGACUGACGCUGCUGCUGCCGUACAUCAUCAGCACGCGGCGCACCUGGCAGUCGUGCAAGCUGAGGGUUUACGCACUGGCAAAUAAAAACUCGGAACUGGAGUUUGAGCAGCGUUCCAUGGCCAGCUUGUUGUCCAAGUUUCGCAUCGACUACUCUGACCUGACGCUGAUACCGGACAUAACCAAGAAGCCGCUGGAAUCAUCCACGCAGUUCUUUAAUGAGCUCAUUAAGGACUUUGUGGUGAGCGAAAAGGACACAGAGAAUGGCAACAGCAGCAGAGCAACACUCAAUGAGGAUGAGACACUCAUAACUGACGAUGAUCUGCUGGCCGUGCAGGACAAAACCAAUCGCUAUCUGCGCCUGCGCGAGUAUCUGCGGGAGCAGUCCACCAAGUCGGAUCUGGUGGUCAUGACAUUGCCCAUGCCGCGCAAGAACAUUGUCUCCGCACCGCUGUACAUGGCCUGGCUGGAGAGUCUCAGUCGGGACAUGCCACCGUUCCUGUUUGUGCGCGGCAACCAGACGAGCGUGCUGACAUUCUACUCGUAGGAGCAGCACCCGGAGACGGAGGCAUUCUAUUGUAUUCUACUUACACUCACACUCACUUUUAUUGUUAGCUCUACGCGUAUUUUAUUCUUAGCUGUAUGCCACCUAUGUACAUACAUUUUUUGGGAGAGGAGCGAGGCGGACACACACACACACAUUGAGGACCCUUCAUGCGCCUCUCCGCUGCCUUUCAAACGA
Drosophila guanche is the source of this 7329-nucleotide messenger RNA. RefSeq names its product bumetanide-sensitive sodium-(potassium)-chloride cotransporter (gene Ncc69). Lineage: Eukaryota; Metazoa; Arthropoda; Insecta; Diptera; Drosophilidae. The transcript has 29 exons. Bases 847 to 7134 code for a protein of 2095 amino acids. Gene Ontology annotation, molecular function: sodium:potassium:chloride symporter activity; solute:inorganic anion antiporter activity. Gene Ontology annotation, cellular component: plasma membrane. The record is from RefSeq and is a predicted model, not a curated record. Gene Ontology annotation, biological process: regulation of intracellular pH; chloride ion homeostasis; potassium ion homeostasis.